GCUGUCAAAGAUGUCACAUUGUUGUUGUUGUGGUUUCAUCCUAGAUAUUGCAUUAUUCCCGCCUGAAUUUAUACAUUCUAAAAAAAAAAAAACAAUAUAUAAUUCUUUCCCAAUUAAAUAAUUUUCACAAUGCCAAGAGCCAAGAAGGAAAGCGAGUCAUCCAGCUCUGAUUCAGGACCGGAAGAUAGGGGCCCACCACCAUCGAAGAAAUCGAAAGCGGGCAGCAGUACUAGUGGUGAAGAUGCCAAUCCUAAUGGCCCUUGGACAAUCGAAAACUUGCGCCAGGUGCGAAUCAAUGAGUUUAAAGGGCGUAAAAUGGUGGAUAUUCGUGAAUUUUAUGAGAAAAAUGGGGAAAUUUUACCGGGUAAAAAAGGUAUAUCUCUGCAUAUUCAUCAAUGGAAAAAAUUACUAGAAUUGGCACCAGAGAUUAAUAAAGCGUUAGGUGAAUAAUUGUAAUAGCAUAAUAUUAAAAUUGUAUUUAUUCCUUCUUAUGUAUAAAUAAAAUAUUUCACAUGAAACACAAGAAAA
Molecule: messenger RNA, 528 nt
Organism: Ceratitis capitata (Mediterranean fruit fly)
Lineage: Eukaryota; Metazoa; Arthropoda; Insecta; Diptera; Tephritidae
Gene: Ssb-c31a
Product: RNA polymerase II transcriptional coactivator
Exons: 2
Coding region: 130-450 (106 amino acids)
Biological process (GO): positive regulation of transcription initiation by RNA polymerase II
Cellular component (GO): transcription regulator complex; nucleus
Molecular function (GO): DNA binding; transcription coactivator activity
Source: RefSeq, a predicted model, not a curated record